Molecule: messenger RNA, 682 nt
Organism: Symsagittifera roscoffensis
Lineage: Eukaryota; Metazoa; Xenacoelomorpha; Acoela; Convolutidae
Product: transmembrane protein 267-like
Exons: 2
Coding region: 39-665 (208 amino acids)
Source: RefSeq, a predicted model, not a curated record
GAUGGUUUCCGAUUGAUCGAAUCAGAAAGUUCCUUCUAAUGAUUUCAAGUUUUAUCCGAAUUUUGACUGCUUUUGCUGGCGAAAUUGUUUUUCUGGGUUUGGCAUACGUCUUGGAAGUUAUUACUGCAUUUUGUAAACCACAGAAUAAUUUUUUAAAUGCGUUAUUGGAUAACUUUGAGCAUGCGCUUCUUGCGUGCUUGUCAUGGUUCGUUUUAGUUUUUGUGUUUAUGAGGCGAGACCUUAUGCUGUUUUCCUUGGUGGCAUUUAUUCUUGGAUCUGCAAUGGAUAUAGAUCAUUUUCUUUCUGCCAAAUCUUUCAAGUUAGAUAAAGCUUUAUCACUACCUUCAAGACCGCCAUUUCACAACACGCCAUUAACAUUUUUACUCGCUUUUGUUAUUUACAUUGCAGUUUACUGGACUGUUAACGACCAGAAAUUAUCUUUAAUGGCUGCUUUAUCGUUGGUUAAUGCCUGGAUAUCGCAUCAGUUGAGAGACGCCUUAAGACGUGGUCUUUGGCUUUAUCCUGUAAUGCCGGAUACAGAGCCGCUUUCAAUGCCUCAAUAUUUAUCUGCUCUAUUUUGUCUGUUUUUCCUUGAAUUUGUUAUUUUGGAAGUAACGUUUAAAUAUAAAUUGAUGCUUAUGAUGAAUAAUUUAAAUCACGUAUAGUUUGAUGUUGUAUAUGA